ACGAUCAUUAAGCACUGACCUCAAGAUCCAUGUCUGUUUAUACAAAUUGUAAAACCAGCGAGGCAUACAUAAACAAACCAUUGAGUGAAAAACAAUUUGAAGCACAUUUCAAGUCGCUUCUUUGACUUCAUUCCUUGUUACCAUUUUCAAAAAUAUGUCAAUAUGACAUUUCCCUUUUCGAAAAAUGAGCAAAAUCUAGUCUCAAACAAUUGCGUGUAGAUGUCUCAAGCAACAAAGGUAAUUUAAAUGAGCAUAACAUUAACUGAUGACCGUGUUAUAAUUACGGGUGCAUAGCCGGCAUAACUGUUAAAUGGAGCUUAGUGGACCGCCUAUGACGUACAUUACUUGAGGGCUAAAGUACUUGUUUGUAUUAUGUACGAAUGCUUGUUACGCAAAGAGAAAGGCAAAAGUUAUGCUGUGACGACCGAAUCACUCCAACCGUUCCUUUUCUCUGUUAUCUUGAAGAUAGAUAUACGUUGAAUCAUUUCAAUUAUGUUGCCUUUUCUUCUUUUUUUUUUUCUCAGUUGGGCGAGAAGACACCAUUGCUACAAUGUUGUCACUGUUUACGUCAUUUUCUCUAAAUAAAGAUAUUUUUAGUUAUUUUAAUGUAAAUUUUUGAUGAUGCGGAUUGGUAUUGGAAGUUCUUAUGUAUAGAAUGUGAAUACAGACACCCCAGUUUCAAGAUACAGCGUAACGCUAACAUUUUAGCUUGGGUUGCCUGCGAUGGGCAUGACAUUGAUUCUUUCCGUGGUCCCCUGGGGAGGUGCUUUAUUCCCUUGGAGGAGAGGUUUCGUAUAGCAUGUACAAAAUCAGAACUAACUUAACGAAAAAAGAGAACAUAAAUCCCUUUGAAGAGAGAAAAAGUACUCGUUCUUCUCUUUUCUCAGAUCACUGUCCAAAGUCAGUUCAUCCGUCUACAGGAAGAUGUAAAAUCGACUGUUUGUUGGAUACUCAAUGUGAGAGAUGGCAAUACUGUUGCAAAACCGGCUGUUUGCAAACUUGUGUAAACUACACGACAUGCCAAUUACAAAAAGUCGAGGCAGCGCUGAGGAGACGGGGCUUUUCGCCAGCCUGCAAUCCGGACGGAAGCUUCAGGGAAAUCCAGUGCACAACUACUACACCACUAAAAUGUUGGAAAGUAAAUGCGCAUGGAAAAAAGAUUCAGGAAACCGAUGUCACCAUUAAAUUUUCCUCUCCCUCUCCCUCUGAACGUCGUCAGCAAGGAAAACCUCAAAACGUCCAGCAAUUCCCUAUCCUGGAAGAGGACGAAAUGGACGAAAAUCCCCCCCAAAAGGAAAAAACCCGCUGCCAGCGAAUGCGUGAACGCAGGUUGAAGAAGAGAAAGAGCAACCCAGGAGUUUUUGUACCAAAGUGCAAAUCAAACGGCCAUUUCAGAGUUGCGCAAUGUAAUAGUAAAAGAUGUUGGUGUGUGGACCGACAAGGAAAACAAAUUCCAGGGACAAAACUCAGAGGACGAAAACCGAAUUGUAGAACUGUAACAGCUCCUGGUGAUUGUGGAAAACGUUGGGGUUUGUACAAUCCUCGCUCCCGAAGGAUUGUGGGAGGACAGGAAAGCCUUCCCAACUCCUGGCCGUGGAUGUCUGCGCUGUUCUUCAAUCGCAGCAAGCUUGCCUGCGGAGCAACCAUCAUAAAACCUUCUUGGGUUGUGACCGCUGCACAUUGCUUUAAUGAGCAAACAUCAAAAAAACCUUCAGACUGGGAGGUGCAUAUUGGUGAACAUUCACUUCACAGAGAGGAAGGGAAAGAAAGUAAGCUUGACGUCAAACAAAUACUAAUUCACCCAAACUACGUGCCAAGUAACUCCUCGCACCCCGGGGACAACGAUAUAGCUCUGGUGCGUUUGGCUGGGUCACUGAAGUUCGGCCGCCAUGUCAGUAAGAUCUGCCUGCCAGACAGUUUCAACUACUUCCAAGCGGGCAAACGUUGCAUAGUUACAGGUUGGGGACACACGUCCUGGCAAGGAAGUUCCUCACCAGUGUUGCGAGAGGCUUGGGUUGAUUUGGUGGGAAAAGAAACCUGCAAUUCUGCCAGAUCUUACAAGGGAACAGUUGGAGGGAACUUUCUGUGCGCCGGAUUCAAGGAAGGUGGCACUGACGCAUGCUCUUACGAUAGCGGGGGACCGCUGGCCUGUCCUGAUCUGAGCGGGGAGGGCACCUGGAUGCUUGCAGGGAUUGUGAGCUGGGUAGAGAGGUGUGCAUUGCCGCACAAAUAUGGUGUUUACACGAAUGUAAACGAGUACACUCGGUGGAUGGAGGCAGCAUUGAAAAUUGACAGAUGAAUAAGUACGAGUUUCUUUUUUUUGCUGAACAGACAUCGUGCAGAGCUGAUGUACGCCUCCUGAAAUGGUCUAAUUGUAAAGAAAACGGAUUAUUCGCUUAAGUACAAAAUAUAACGCGGAUAAUUUUCUGGUGUAACUUUAGUAUCAAAUGAGCUUUACAUUACUGCAAUUUAUGAAGGGGCGUGAUUUUGGAAAGCCCUGCGUUAAUUGUUCCGAAUAUCACAUAUCUAUUCAUCGGAUCAUUUCGAAUUCAUGUACUGGAGAACGAACGUCAUAAAAUAGGCGUUGGCUUUUCUGUAAAUUAUUGCUGAGUUAGUAAGGGCAAGUGCUCUAAGAGCUGUUUGGUGAGCGCGUGCAGUUGAAUAUAAAAACAUGAAAUACAUUUAAAUAUCGAAAUAUAUCUACUACGACGAAGAAAGCUUGACAAGGAGUAAAUGCCGGCUCUCUAGAAGCAAGGUGGCCAACAGAAGGUUAGUGUUUGUGAGCAGAAGUGGAAAUCAAAUAUGACGUUAUUGACUAGAUUUUAAGAGUAUACAGAUUACUUUUUUUCAUAAUAUAAUAUAACCUAUUCAUAUCAUAUAUGAUUGUUAAAUAAGCUAUACUUUGUAACGUGGAGCUUGCGUACAUUUAGUGGUAUUCCUGUGAAGCAAACCUUCGUUAACGCAGUUGUAAUGGAUCUGCAAUGAGUUAAAAAUGAAGGUAUGAUUUGGUUGAAAAGUUUCUGCUAUCAGCGAUGUCUUUUUAGCUUGAUGCAAAUGAAGCGACUAUUUAAGGAUGCCUCUCUGACAUUCUACGGUGUUUCACUUCCUAUCGGGAGACGUAUUUCGCUUAGAUUUAUGGACUUUGAUAAACAAGUUUUUUUCGCCACUCAGGCAUUCAAAGGGCAUGAAACCAUUGUCGAUAAGGAAAUCAAACAAACACGUUUGUAGUUAGGAAUUGUGUCAUCCCGUUUCAUCGACAGCCGCCCUGGAAAAGAUGAAGAAAGUGUGCGAGGAGGGCAGAAAGCUCAGUUUACUUAGAAGGAAAAAGUGGUGUACUGAACCCGGGACUUAAAAAUGAAAAAAGGAAAUCAGAUACAAUAGAAAAAAACACAGAAAAAAAGGAAGAAAGAAGAAGGUCUAAACUUUAAUUGAGGCAGAUUCAUUGCAAGUGUGGUAACGUUGGAAAGUCUUGUUUAUGAAGCAUUUUUUAGAUUCUUUUACUUUUCAUGUCCUCAUUUUAUUAGCAGCAAGAAUGAGUUUUGUCAGUCAUUUAGUACACUCAUUCUGUAAAUUUUUUAACGUUAAGUCUUAAUGUCGCUCUCCUUCCAAUCCAAGAUUUACUUUUGUCUUAGGAGCAUUUAAUUGCAAUCCUGGCUUGUUUUUCUUUGUCUUGAGGACAUCUACAUAUCACUGUAUUUCAACAUUAAGCCCAGUUUCUAUGAGGGUAACCAAUCGGGCUACGAAUGUUACCAAGUGGUGCUUGUAUAAUCAUAGGUUCAUGAAGUCCAUUUGCUUUUGGUUUAAUUUAUGAAAGACUUUAAAGGUGGUAAUGUUUGCUGAAAACACAAUUCACGAUGAAAGAUGUACAAUUUAUAUUUAGAUUAAAUUAGUUUUGACAG
Molecule: messenger RNA, 3899 nt
Organism: Stylophora pistillata
Lineage: Eukaryota; Metazoa; Cnidaria; Anthozoa; Scleractinia; Pocilloporidae
Product: serine protease hepsin
Biological process (GO): proteolysis
Cellular component (GO): extracellular region
Molecular function (GO): serine-type endopeptidase activity; peptidase inhibitor activity
Source: RefSeq, a predicted model, not a curated record